This is a messenger RNA of Ostrinia furnacalis (Asian corn borer), 1953 nucleotides long. Its product is annotated as lipoma-preferred partner homolog. Lineage: Eukaryota; Metazoa; Arthropoda; Insecta; Lepidoptera; Crambidae. The record is from RefSeq and is a predicted model, not a curated record. Gene Ontology annotation, cellular component: focal adhesion; stress fiber. The coding region runs from base 127 to 1398 and encodes 423 amino acids. The transcript is spliced from 3 exons. Gene Ontology annotation, biological process: cell-cell adhesion.
CCUUCCUCCCUGUCAUUUUAUUUUACACAAGUCAAACAAUAGGAAUAGGGUGUAACGAUUUUGUUACUACGAUUCAUGAAUGAAAGAUUGAAAUAAAUUAAUAAAAGUGACUACUAAUUAGUAAAGAUGAAUACUCUCGACAAGCAGUUAGCGGAUCUAAGGAUCUAUGCGAAUGAAUUGGAUGCCAAAUUACAAGACGAUAUAAAUGCAGCAAAGAUGAAACCAUCCAUCCCACCGAAGAAAACCAAGCCUCCGCUACCGCAAAUACCCCAAAGUUAUUCUGUAAAAUCAGCCUGUGAGCCAUCGUACUCUUCAAGACUUGAAUACGGAAGCCGAACUAGUUCCACAUAUUCGAAUUUGGUGCCAGUAAAGAGUUUUAUCGUUAGGAACAAUACAGCAAGAGCGCGGAGUGGAGAUGUGUUCUUGUACAGCAACUUACUGCCACCAGGAGGCACCAACCACGUGUAUUCUAAUAUUCCGAUGCAACGCAACGCCGCUGAAAGUAUCUACGGCGGUGGCGGUGGAGAUACAAGAUCAGAAGUAUCUAGAAUGAGUGAUUUGGGUGCCCAAUCAAACUACAGUGAGUUGCGACGACCCGGCUCCGCUUAUCCGCCUUCCUCGGCGUCUGUCAACGCUCAAGACUUCUCCACGUAUGGUGGCUCUCAAACGUCUUCAACUUAUGAAUCCUUGUAUGAACCCAUCAACCCUAGGCCUUGUAGUCAGCUUUCAGGAACAUCCUUGUAUGGUGGCUACGUGGGGACAACAACAGAGCCAACUCCUGAACCCGAUGAGGAGCUAUACUGCGGGAACUGCUACAGAUGUGGGGAAAAGAUCAUGGGUGAAACCACUGGGUGUACUGCUAUGGAGAGAAUUUACCAUAUUAAAUGUUUCUGUUGCCAGCAGUGUGGUAUAAACUUGCAGGGGCGUCCAUUCUAUGCAGUGCAGGGUCGUGCCCUUUGUGAGAGAGAUUAUCUUGACACACUUGAAAAGUGCUGCGUCUGCGGAGAUCCUAUCCUGGACCGCAUACUGAGGGCCACUGGCAAGCCAUAUCACCCCCGAUGCUUUACUUGUGUUGUAUGCCAAAAGAGCCUAGAUGGCAUACCAUUUACUGUGGAUGCUGUGAACCGUAUUCAUUGUAUUGAAGACUUCCAUAAAAGAUACGCGCCUCGCUGCGCUCGGUGUCGGGAGCCGAUCGUGCCCGAAGGCGGCGCCGAGGAGACCGUUCGGAUCGUGGCGCUAGACAAGAGCUUCCACAUCGCGUGCUACGCCUGCGAGGACUGCGGCGCAUCGCUGUGCUCGCGGCAGGAGGGCCGCGGCUGCUAUCCCCUCGACAACCACUUGUACUGCAAGGAGUGCAACGCGCGCCGCAUACAGGACCUCUCGAGGAACAUCAACUGAACACUAUCCGGGCCUUUUCAGGGCGAGAGUGAGUAGGCACUAAGAGCGCUUUCACAUUCAGGCGAUUUAGCAGCGCGUCUGUCGCGCGUUUGUCGCGCUGCCGAAAAUUUCAUACUAUGUGAUAACGGAUGCAUGCCUUCACAUUAUAAAAACGCCACUGCCGCGCUUCUAACGCCCUAAUAUGAAAGCGCUCUUAGACGACUUUAGCAGCGCAAGAGACACGCUGACGAUAUUUUCAUACUACUUAUAUGCCGCGCUGCUGUCGCGCUUCUUACCCUAAUGUGAAGGCGGCCUUACAGGGCAGAUAAUAUGUACCAUCUUAGACUGCAUCUCACUUAACAUCGUGUGCGAUUGCAGUCAAAUACCUGCCUUGUCUCACAUUAAAAAAAAACAAAUGCCCUCGUUCGUAACAACAGCCCCUUAACACUGGUUCAGGAUACUCCUCACAGCAAAACGACAUUUGAUAAUGUAUAGAUCGUUCAUCCACGAAGACGCGCCCCACCAAUUUUUGGUCGAGGAAAGCGCGGGGUGCGAGGAGUUUGAUCCGAGCGUUAU